Messenger RNA from Williopsis jadinii, 896 nucleotides. RefSeq names its product Med4p (gene MED4). Gene Ontology annotation, biological process: regulation of transcription by RNA polymerase II. Gene Ontology annotation, cellular component: mediator complex; core mediator complex. Lineage: Eukaryota; Fungi; Ascomycota; Saccharomycetes; Phaffomycetales; Wickerhamomycetaceae. Gene Ontology annotation, molecular function: transcription coregulator activity. Bases 69 to 815 code for a protein of 248 amino acids. The transcript has a single exon. The record is from RefSeq and is a predicted model, not a curated record.
GUUCCAGGUGCUAAAACUUCACCAACCUUGGGCGGCUCAGUUGACCAUCAAUGUCUCGCUAUCACCAAAUGCCUCGUCCAGUAUCAAGCUCGAAUAUCUCUGCGCUGAGGCUGGGGACUCCUGAAGUGUCGGCAACGGUGAGGGAGCGGAGGGUUGCCCAGCUGCCGAUUUCUCAGAAUCUCGACGAGUUUGAAGUGACGCUCCAAUCGUUGCUGACGUCGAUAUCGAGAUACUCGCCGUCGGUAUCUGAUGCUGAGAAGCUGUUAGAGAUUGAGAGCCGGCUGACCGUGUCGUUGGAUAACAUCAUUGCCCAUCAGAGAGCAGGCCUUGACAUUGAUUCGCUAGAACAGCAAAGUUCCAUUUUGGACAGCAACUGUCGGGAGAUCAUCAUUGGCCUGAGUGAUUGCAGAAAGAAGUUGAUGGCACUUCCAAGCUUGGAGAGGGUUCAGAAUGAGAAGAAAAGCAUGUACGAUGAACAGAUAAAGGCUGAAGAUUUACUCUCGUACGCAAUGAAACUGGCAAAGUUCACCACUGCGCCUGCUACUUUUGAUUCUGGGGCCAUUGGCCCAAAUAACUUCAUAUGGCCAGCAGAGGAUUCUCUUAGAAGAGGGAUGCUCGCAAUAGCCUCGUUGAAUGAGGAUGAGCUCCUGGGAAUCAAACCAGAUGUUUCUAAAGAUGGGGAGAACAAUAAGGGCGAGGAAGAUGAAUCCACUCAAAAUAGACGUGGUUCAUUUGGUGCAUACGGAGGCAAUGACGACGGUGAUGAUGGUGCCAACGUCAUUGAGGAUCUGGACUUGUUCGAUAUGGAUGAUUGAUAAAGAUAAUAAUAAUAAUAAUAAUAGUAUUGAGAUAUUGCUUCCGUAUAUACAAGUUAACAUUUCAACUGCUUUCUCCCU